AUGCGCCAAACGCAUCAAAACAGCCAAGUACUCCCCCUCGUCUUCCUGCUCAUCUUCCUCGGCGGCGCCGCCUUUGUGGGCUACCAGAUCUGGCUCGCCGUCAACCAGGUCGAAAAGUCGGCGCGCGAUCGCAUGGCCAAGAAGAACGUCGUCUUCACCAAGGACGGUAUGCGCGUCGGCGUCAAGCACGUCGAGCAGGAAAAGUAUGUCGACAAGACUCAGAGCUGGGUCGUCAAGGCCUGGAAUCUAGGGACCCAGAUACCCUCCGCCGUAACCAAGAGGAAAUGA
Pestalotiopsis fici W106-1 is the source of this 288-nucleotide messenger RNA. RefSeq lists its product as uncharacterized. The coding region runs from base 1 to 288 and encodes 95 amino acids. The transcript has a single exon. NCBI's taxonomy places the organism in Eukaryota, Fungi, Ascomycota, Sordariomycetes, Amphisphaeriales, Sporocadaceae. The record is from RefSeq and is a predicted model, not a curated record.